AGUCGAUGAAGGAACAAGUUUUUUCCUAAAAAUUAUCUAAUUAAAAGUUGAUUUUGGUACUGAAAUCUAUAGAAUAAUAUCUAAGUGUAACUAAAUUUGUUGAAAAAUAUUCUCAUCAAUUCUCAAGGACUACUGUAUAUCGUCAAAAAUAUGAAAAUUGUAUAAAAUUGAAAUAAUUCGCUGUGAAAUUCAACCAAAUGAAUUAUUUGGAAAAUAGAAAAAAUAAAAAUAUUUUGAUAUGCACCUUUAGCCUUAUCAAGUUGGUUUCAUAUCUUAUGUAAAAAUAUCAAAUUAAUAAAUUAAAAUUAAAAUAAUAAUAAAUAUUGGAAACUAUUCAAAAGAAUUGAAGAAUCAAGAAUUAAAGGAUAUAAUUUAAAAAAAUAAUAAAAUCUAAAAAUAGAUAAUAAUUUUUUGAAUGGAAACCGACAAACGUAAUCAACGUGAGCUGCCACCAUGUCCACGUGAGAAGGCAAACAUUUUUUCAUAUGUUCUAUUUAUAUGGAUCUUACCGAUUUUUUGGAAAGGCCGCAAAAAGGACUUGGACACCGAUGAUCUUUACCAGCCCAUGCGCGAACACAAAUCCGAGACACUUGGUGACAGACUCUGCAAAGCAUGGGAUCAAGAGUGCGAGAAAAAACAGGCACUUAAUAAGCCACCCUCACUUCUCAGUGCCAUGACGAGUGUCUUUAAAUGGCAACUUGCUUUUGGUGGUGUCAUGCUGUUUAUUCUGGAAUUUGCCGUUCGCAUGACGCAGCCAAUUUUCAUCGGAGGUCUCAUCAAUUACUACUCCAAAGUCGAUGGAAAUAUCAAUGAAGCGUAUUUAUAUGCGGGAGGAAUUAUUCUGUGCACUGCCUUGAAUUUGCUCAUCAUUCAUCCGUUCAUGCUGGAACAGUGCCAUUUGGGUAUGAAACUUCGUAUUGCAUCAAUUAGCAUGAUUUACCGAAAAAGUUUGAGAUUGACCAAAAAUGCUCUCGGAAAUACGACAUCUGGACAAGUUGUAAAUCUGUUGAGUAAUGAUGUCGGUCGAUUUGAUACAUCGAUUUUGUUUAUUCACUAUUUAUGGGUCACUCCAUUGGAAAUUUUAGCAGUGACGAUCAUCUUGUAUUACCAAAUUGAAUGGUCAGCCUUUGCUGGAGUUGGAUUUUUACUCGGUUUUAUGCCAAUUCAAAUGUACAUUGGAAAGCUCGCAGGCACUCUUCGAUUGAAGACAGCAAUGCGCACCGAUGAAAGAGUGCGUUUUAUGAAUGAAAUUGUUCAAGGAAUUCAAGUUAUCAAGAUGUAUGCGUGGGAAAAACCGUUUGCCAAAGUUGUUGAAAUGGCCCGUCUCAAUGAACUGAAAGAAAUCAAAAGUAUUUCCUAUAUUCGUGGUAUCAUGUUAUCUUUCAUUAUGUUCACUUCACGUACUGCGAUUUUCCUCAGUUUGAUGAUGUAUGUCUUGCUCGGACAGAUCCUUACAGCUGAAAAGGCUUUUGUUGUCACAGCUUACUACAACUUACUUCGCUCAUCUGCUAUAAUAUUUUUCCCACAAGGAAUUGUUCAAGCAACUGAAACAAUUGUUUCUGUUCGUCGUAUUCAAACUUUUAUGAUGCAUCCUGAGCUUCCUCGUUCCAAAGAACAAUUAGAACGCAAUCGUGUCGAAAAAGAAAAGGCAGAUUUGAACAUGUCCAAUGGCAAUGGCACUCCAGCACCUCCACCAUCAAAUGUUGUCGUCAAAAUCUCCAAUGUCACCGCCAAAUGGGAUCCAAAGUACACGGAAAAUACGUUAAAUAACGUCACCUUGAAUUUGGAAAAACAAAAAUUGAUUGCAGUUAUUGGACCCGUGGGUUCCGGCAAGUCAUCUUUAAUUCAAGCCAUUUUGGGAGAGCUUUCCAUUGAUUCUGGUUCCAUUGAAGUCAAUGGCGACGUGUCGUUUGCAUCUCAAGAACCAUGGCUUUUUUCCUCCAGUAUUCGACAAAACAUCUUGUUUGGCAUGCCUUACGACAAGAAACGGUAUCAGGAAGUGGUGAAAGUUUGCGCCUUAGAACGGGAUUUCACGCUGUUCCCGAAUGCCGAUAAAACGUUGGUUGGCGAACGUGGUGCCAGUUUGUCGGGUGGACAAAAAGCUCGUAUUAAUCUUGCACGUGCCGUGUAUCGUGAUGCUGACAUUUAUUUCUUGGAUGAUCCCUUGAGUGCGGUGGAUGCUCACGUAGGUCGACAUCUCUUCGAUGAGUGUAUUAAAAAUUAUUUGCGAAAAAAAGCUGUUAUUCUGGUCACACAUCAACUGCAGUACUUACAAAGCGCCCAUCAAAUCGUCAUCAUGGAACAUGGAAAUGUAAAAGCGACUGGAACUUAUGAUGAAUUGAGCAAGUCUGGAUUGGAUUUCGCAAAAUUAUUGAAUAACGCUGAAGAAGAGACAGAAACUGUUAAAAGACAAUUAUCGCGACAAGAUAGUGUCUUGAGUCAUGAAAGCGAUUUACCGGAAAAACGUGUCAGUGUUAUGAGUGUGAUGUCGGACGGUGGACCAGUGGCUGUUGCAGAGACUUCGGACACGGGAAGCAUUGGAUUUGCCGUUUACAAACAAUAUUUCAAAGCAAUGGGUGGUUGGGGAAAAUUUUUAGUUUUAUUUUUCCUCCUUGUGUUCUCGCAAGUGCUCGCUAGUGGAGGUGACUACUUCCUUACUUACUGGACUAACAAGGAACAACAAAAAAUUGUUGAGCAAACUUCGUACUUGCAUCGUUUCGUGCGCGCAACAGACGGAUUUUGGCACGAUUUCAAUCAAUUCUUUAAGGAUCUCUAUGCCUACGAGUAUUUUGAUUUGUAUGCUUUUGCGCUGAUCAUUCUGCUGACAAUUGUGGUGUCACUUGGACGUAGUUUUGUGUUCUUUAAUGCUGCGAUGAAGGCAUCGGCAAACUUGCAUAACGCCAUGUUCAUGGGAAUCAGUAGAGCUUCGAUGUAUUUCUUCAACACAAAUCCAUCUGGGCGUAUUUUGAAUCGUUUUUCGAAGGAUAUGGGUCAAGUAGAUGAGAUUUUGCCAGGUGUUAUGAUGGAUAUGGUACAAAUCUUCCUCCAACUGUUUGGUAUUUUGACGGUUGUGGCUAUCGUCAAUCCAUGGUAUAUCCUUCCUACAGCAGUUCUGGUGAUUCUUUUCUUCUUCUUGAGAGCUAUUUACCUGAAAACAAGUAUCAAUAUAAAGCGGAUUGAAGCAAUAACUCGUUCCCCUAUUUAUAGUCACUUAGGAGCAAGUUUGAGCGGAUUAUCAACGAUUCGGGCUUUCAAAGCGGAACAGAUGUUGAUUGCUGAAUUUGACGCACAUCAGGACUUGCAUAGCUCAGCAUUUUAUCUUUUCUUAGCAGCAGGUCGUGCCUUUGGGUUCUGGUUGGAUGAAAGUUGCUUGGUUUAUAUUGCUCUUAUCACGAUGAGUUUCUUCGUGAUGGGUGAGAAUGGUGGAAAUGUUGGUUUAGUUAUCACCCAAAUUUUGGGAAUGACAGGAAUGGUUCAAUGGGGAAUGCGUCUAUCAGCUGAAUUGGAAAACAACAUGACAGCGGUAGAGCGUGUCGUUGAAUAUCACAGUGUUGAUCCCGAAGGUGCUUUGGAAUCCAAGCCAGACAAAAAACCACCUGCCACAUGGCCAGAGAAUGGUCGCAUUGUUUUUGACAAUCUUUCGAUGCGUUAUGCGCCAGAUCCCAAAACGGAAUGUGUCUUGCGCGAAUUGGAAUUUGUCAUUGAGCCACGCGAAAAAAUUGGCAUUGUCGGUCGAACGGGAGCAGGAAAAUCAUCUCUCAUCAAUGCUCUCUUCCGAUUGUCGUACAACGAGGGUUCCAUUCUCAUCGACACUCGCAAUACGGCAGAUAUGGGAUUGCAUGACUUGCGUGCCAAAAUCUCCAUUAUCCCGCAAGAACCGGUCCUCUUCUCCGGAACCCUCAGAUAUAACUUGGAUCCGUUUGACGAGUACACGGACGACAAAUUGUGGAUGUCUCUGGAAGAAGUGAAGCUCAAGGAGGCCAUCAGUGAACUGCCAUUGGGACUUUUGUCGAAGAUUUCCGAAGGUGGCAGUAAUUUCAGUGUGGGACAGCGACAACUUGUGUGUUUGGCACGUGCCAUCUUGCGUGACAACAAGGUUUUAGUGAUGGACGAGGCGACGGCUAACGUUGAUCCACAAACGGAUGCACUGAUCCAGGAGACAAUUAGAACGAAAUUCGCCGAUUGCACGGUACUGACAAUUGCUCAUAGAUUGAACACAGUCAUGGAUUCUGACAAAGUGCUAGUCAUGGAUGCUGGAAGAGCCAUCGAGUUUGGACCACCGUAUGAACUAUUAACCACUAAAGAAGGCCCAAUGAUUUUCCAUGGAAUGGUCAAGCAAACGCAAAAUGCUUCGUUCGAACAGUUGUUAGAAGUUGCUAAACAGAGUUACGAAAAAAACUCAUCAAAAAAGGACAAUUGAAAGUGAAAAAGGGCUAUAUGAUGUUGAUAGGCUACAAAAUUAAAUAAAUUUACAAUUGUAACAUUUCCUUUUUAGGCUCUUUCAAUACAUUUCGAGAACGACUGAUAAAAGUAGUAUAAAAAAUUCCGAUCCUUAAGAAAAAUCUUCCGAUCCUUAAUGUAGAAAUUGUUAGUUACAAAUGGAAAAAAUAAGUAUGUACCUAAAUAUUUUUUCUUAGUAGAAAAAUUAGUAAAAUAAUUUAAAUAUGAUUUUAAAAUGUAUUUGAGUAUAAAAAUAAAUCU
Messenger RNA from Culicoides brevitarsis, 4701 nucleotides. RefSeq names its product probable multidrug resistance-associated protein lethal(2)03659. Lineage: Eukaryota; Metazoa; Arthropoda; Insecta; Diptera; Ceratopogonidae. The coding region runs from base 416 to 4420 and encodes 1334 amino acids. Gene Ontology annotation, biological process: transmembrane transport. Gene Ontology annotation, cellular component: membrane. The transcript is spliced from 11 exons. Gene Ontology annotation, molecular function: ATP hydrolysis activity; ATP binding; ABC-type transporter activity. The record is from RefSeq and is a predicted model, not a curated record.